AUGACUCUGGCAAAUUAUUCCUGUUUCUCUGGCAUGAUGUGCAACAUGAGCGCAGAGCUGUCGCCCGCAGAGGCGAGCCCUGUGGUCAUGUCUCCAAACGUGAGCCUGGACUCUCCCCCGCCUCUGAUGUUGCAGGCCCGGUCCAAGGACAAUGUUCUGAUCAAGUCUGAGCCCCGGGGGGGCAGCCCCGGCACGGAGGACGGCUGCGCUCCGGGUCAGACGGAGGAGCACCUGCCGGCGGGCAGCCGCCGGAGGAAGAGGCCGGUCCAGAGGGGCAAACCCCCCUACAGCUACAUCGCGCUCAUCGCCAUGGCCAUCGCCAACUCCCCGGAGAGGAAGCUCACCCUCGGAGGCAUCUACAAGUUCAUCAUGGAGCGCUUCCCUUUUUACAGGGAGAACUCCAAGAAGUGGCAGAACUCCAUCCGCCACAACUUGACCCUGAACGACUGCUUCGUGAAGAUCCCCAGGGAGCCCGGCAGACCCGGCAAAGGCAACUACUGGACCCUGGACCCGGCAGCGGAGGAUAUGUUCGAUAACGGGAGCUUUCUGAGGAGAAGGAAGAGGUUUAAGCGCACAGAUGUGAGCACGUACCCCGGCUACAUGCAGAGCUCCAGCGCCUUCACCCCCACACCGAUGGGCAGGCCGCCGUACCCCAACACCCUGUACGCAGGGAUCGGGUCAGGGUACGGGUCCCAGCUGACGGCGGCGUCCCCGCAUCCAGCCAUGAUGCACCAUUACCAGACCCCCUCUUCCGGGAUGGGCCAAGGAGGACAGCCGCGCAUGUUCAGCAUCGACAACCUCAUCAGUCAGCAGACAGGGGUGCAGGGCGCAGAACUGAACCCCCAGACCAUGGGUUUGGGUGGUGCCGAGCUGGGUACCAUGACCUCCAGCUGCUCUGUAAGCGGCACCGAGCCGUGUUUCCAGAACCAGACUGUCAACCCGAACAUGCUGAGGAACAACAACCUGACCUCCGGGUACCCGUACUCCUCCUCUGCGUCGGCCUCCCCAAACCUGCCCUCCUCCGUGAGCCAGGCCGGGUUUUCCCCGGGGGGCUCUCAGGUGUACUGUCCAGGAAACCGGCUGUCCCUGCAGGGCCUGCGCCACAGCUCGUGCCCGGAGCACCCAGAGCAGCUGCUGGGCCUGUCCCCCCCCAUGAACUCCUACAACAGCAGCUACAUGAGACAAGGCAGCUUUGGCUCCGGCCUGGAGAGGUACAUGUGA
Nematolebias whitei (Rio pearlfish) is the source of this 1221-nucleotide messenger RNA. RefSeq names its product forkhead box E3 (gene foxe3). Lineage: Eukaryota; Metazoa; Chordata; Actinopteri; Cyprinodontiformes; Rivulidae. Bases 1 to 1221 code for a protein of 406 amino acids. The record is from RefSeq and is a predicted model, not a curated record. Gene Ontology annotation, molecular function: DNA-binding transcription factor activity, RNA polymerase II-specific; RNA polymerase II cis-regulatory region sequence-specific DNA binding. Gene Ontology annotation, biological process: anatomical structure morphogenesis; regulation of transcription by RNA polymerase II; cell differentiation. The transcript has a single exon.